Molecule: messenger RNA, 3037 nt
Organism: Lytechinus variegatus (green sea urchin)
Lineage: Eukaryota; Metazoa; Echinodermata; Echinoidea; Temnopleuroida; Toxopneustidae
Product: deleted in malignant brain tumors 1 protein-like
Exons: 9
Coding region: 105-2834 (909 amino acids)
Cellular component (GO): membrane
Source: RefSeq, a predicted model, not a curated record
CACUUUGUCAUUUGUGUUUAUGCACGUACGCGUUCGGUUGCAUGGCCAUUUCAUGCACAUCGUGACUUUGGACCAAAAUGCGUCAUUGGUAUUGCACUUGAAAUAUGGCGUCACCUGCUCUAGCAGGUAAACCAGUGUGGAGUAGUAAUGUGUGGAUCACAUCUAUCAUCCUUCUCUUCGUUCCAACCUUGAUACAAUGUCAAACGGAUGGAAGCAUACGCCUUGUCAAUGGCCCCGAUGCACACCAAGGUCGGGUUGAGAUCUACCACGAUGGCCAGUGGGGAACAGUCUGCGAUGACAGUUGGGAUGUCAAUGAUGCGAGGGUAGUUUGUCGACAGCUUGGAUAUUCGGGCAAUGUUGGACUGGCCUGGUCUAAUGCUCACUACGGACAAGGAUAUGGUCCCAUAUACCUUGAUGACGUAGCCUGUUCAGGAUAUGAGUACAGCUUGGUGGACUGCAGUAGUAGCAGUUGGGGUAACCAUAACUGUGGACAUCAUGAAGAUGCUGGAGUUGACUGCAGUGGAGAGGGUGGCUCAGAUGGAGACGUCCGUCUUGUUAACGGUAACACCGACUACGAAGGUAGGGUGGAGUUUUACUUUAAUGGUCAAUGGGGUACAGUUUGUGAUGACCUUUGGGAUGAACUCGAUGCAACGGUAGUCUGUCGACAGCUUGGAUACACAGGAUCUGCUGUAGCCAGGACUAAUGCUUACUUCGGGGAAGGAACUGGACUAAUACAGCUUGAUGAUGUCAGCUGCGACGGAUCAGAGUUUAGGCUGACUGACUGCAGUAAUGCUGGAUACGGCGUCAACAACUGUGGCCAUUCUGAAGAUGCUGGAGUUAAUUGCGAAGAUGUAAGAGACGGAGAUGUCCGAAUUGUUGAUGGUCCCACUGAAAACCAAGGUCGGGUUGAGAUCUUCUACAAUGGCCAAUGGGGGACAGUCUGUGAUGACCACUGGGACAACGUUGAUGCGAGGGUGGUUUGUCGACAGCUUGGAUACUCGGGCAAUGUUGGUAUAGCCAAGAAUGGUGCUUACUAUGGUCAGGGAUCUGGAGCGAUACACCUUGAUGACGUCUACUGCUGGGGAUCUGAGUCUAUGUUAAGUCAUUGUGGUAAUGAUGGAUGGGGCAUCAAUAACUGCGGGCAUAACGAAGAUGCUGGCGUGAGCUGCGAAGAUGGUGCUGAUGGAGACCUACGCCUUGUCAAUGGUAUCACUCCUAACGAAGGUCGGGUAGAGAUCUUUCAUGAUGGCUUGUGGGGUACAGUCUGCGAUGAUAGUUGGGAUGUCAAUGAUGCUAGAGUAGUUUGUAGACAGCUUGGAUACUCGGGUGAUGCUCUGGCCAAGACUGGAGCUCCCUAUGGACAAGGAUCGGGGCCAAUAUACCUCGAUGAUGUUGGCUGUACGGGAUCUGAGUCAAGCUUAAUUUAUUGCAGUAAUCGUGGGUGGGGCACCCACAACUGCGGGCACUCUGAAGAUGCGGGAGUUUAUUGUAUUGACGCUGUCAUAGAUGGACGCAUUCGCCUUGUGGAUGGCUCUUCGUCAAAUGAAGGCCGUGUCGAGAUCUACUACGCUGGCCAGUGGGGUACUGUCUGUGACGACUACUGGGACGACAAUGAUGCCAUGGUGGUUUGUCGACAGCUUGGAUACUCGGGCGUUGCCCUGGCAAGGACAAGUGCAUUCUAUGGGCAAGGUUCUGACCCAAUACUUCUUGAUGAUGUCAACUGUUCAGGUUUUGAGUCCAGGUUGGAUGAAUGUAGUCAUAAUGGCUGGAGUAGCAGCAAUUGUGGUCAUUCUGAAGAUGCAGGGGUUUACUGCUAUGACGAAGGAACAGAUGGACGAAUUCGACUUGAGGGUGGUUCUUCAGCAAACGAAGGCCGGGUUGAAAUCUUCUACGGUGGCCAAUGGGGGACAAUAUGUGAUGACGACUGGGAUGACAAUGAUGCGAGGGUAGUUUGUCGACAACUCGGAUACUCUGGUUAUGCUAAGCCAUUGACUGGGGCUUUCUACGGACAGGGAUCCGAUCCGAUCCUUCUUGAUAAUGUCGACUGCUUCGGAUAUGAGUCACGGUUAACGGAGUGUAGAAGUCACGGAUGGGGCGUCCAUAACUGUGGACAUUACGAAGAUGCAGGGGUUUAUUGCCAUGACGAUGGUAUGGAUGGACGAAUUCGGCUAGUGGAUGGUCCUUCUUCAAACGAGGGCAGGGUCGAGAUCUUCUACUUCGGCCAGUGGGGGACAAUCUGUGAUAACAGUUGGAGUACCGCUGAUGCGCAGGUAGUUUGUCGACAGCUUGGAUGGUAUGGUGAUGCUGAGGUCAGGAAUGGUGGUUACUACGGACAGGGGUCUGGGCCGAUAUUCCUUGACGAGGUUGGGUGUGACGGUUAUGAAACCAGUUUGAUUGGAUGCAGUCAUUUAGGAUGGGGUAUCCACAACUGCGUAGGUCUUCAUUCUGAUGAUGCAGGAGUCUACUGCUCUCCUGAUUCUCUAACUACAACUUCAGAGUCUACGGCGCGGGAUGAACCUACGGCGAGGAUUGGAGCUGAUACUGUCUUUGCCGUGAUGUGCGCUGUGGGUGUGUGCUUGGUCUUCCUCACUGUGGUUGCUAUCAUUGCGGUCUGUUGCACCUGCCAUAAAUCAAAACCUUCUGUGAUGCCAGAACCAUCAGAACCAGCGAUUCCUCUCAACACCAUGAACGCUCAUAACCCUACAGGCACCGACGUCCCAGUGGCUUCUACCACAAAUGCAACAUCUGGUGUGGUGUACCCACCUCCUCUGCCUAACCUACCACCUGUUAAUAUGUACCCACCACCUAUCCCUCCUGCUGCACCCGUGCCGUAGGCACCUUCUCAAGAAAGAACCUCCGCAACAAUGUAUUCUAUUAUUCACUAACGUAUUUAACAAUGCAUAAACUUGUGACGUGAGAUUUCCGACCCUCCAUCCAACACAUACCCACACACAUAUAUGCCGGGGCGUCGAUCCAUUCUCAGGUGGGGAAAUCAUGAAUCAACGUUACAAAGGCGCUCAAUCACACAAAACAAACU